Cladophialophora carrionii CBS 160.54 is the source of this 1188-nucleotide messenger RNA. RefSeq lists its product as uncharacterized. The record is from RefSeq and is a predicted model, not a curated record. The coding region runs from base 1 to 1188 and encodes 395 amino acids. The transcript is spliced from 4 exons. Lineage: Eukaryota; Fungi; Ascomycota; Eurotiomycetes; Chaetothyriales; Herpotrichiellaceae.
AUGUCACAGCCCAGUGGUACCGACUCCCGUGCACGGGGGCGUGAUGGGCGGGAGAGUGGCAGCGAACCCCAGCCCGUGGGGCAACCAAGUAACAUACCGCGGUACCGGCCGGAGCCACAGUUCGCCAGCCACGGCCAGCCUGUCUACAGUACUUCCCCGAACAGUGCAAGAAAUCCAGUGUUUCCUCGCCCAGCUCCACCCUCCAAUUAUGUCCCUGUCCCCGGCGCGGUGAGGGUUCCAGUGCGCCAACAAGUUCAAAACCCACCAGUUCCCUCUGCCGGCCGGGGCAAGGAAACUUACGGCUCCGCCCAAAAUCCAAUUCAGCAGACAACUUCGCGUGUCCAGACUUCUGCUGUGUCCCGUGGCAAUGACCCGUCGGUCACAGGUAGACCGACAACGACCACAUCUGCUCACAACACGGGUCAAGCGUCGAGGGGUGAUGCUGUGGAAAGCCUUGUCCCCGGCAUCGCUGGCAUUGAUCUUCAAACCCCACAACGACCUGACCAGAACAACGUGCCGGGUUCUCACCAACAACCCCAGAGCAUCAUUUCGCGUGCCCCAGCAAACGGUCAAAACGAAACCACGCCGCGAAAGUACUCCGUGCCAGCCGAAGCAACCUUCUUCCAAGUUCAGACCAAGCUGGAUGAGAGAUACUUUGUGAGGCAGUCAUCCUUUUACAUCAUCGGCAGGGUAUUCGCCGUACUCUGGCACGAGGGCUACAACAGCAUGACCUCUCAAAAUACCUACGUCAGCGACAACAACGACAACAAAGUCCAAGUCAGUACCGGCCGGUAUGGCGAGCCCAUCUACAGCUCCAUUCGCCGGAUGGUCGUGGUCCGCCAGGAUCGGGGCUAUUGCGUGUGCCUCCAGAUCAACACGUACGGGAACCGUGGCCUUUCCAAGUUUGGGAACUCGUCGGAGGAUGUCGAGGCUCAUUCGCGCAUCUUCAUGGUCGGCACGGAGCCCCGAUGGCUCGACCGGGAAAUCCUCACGUCGAGCAAACUGGACAUCGCAGUCAAGAAGGCCAGUCCGGAACAGAGACUGUCGGUCGCGAGCCGUCUCUGUUACGGUCGGGUCCACACCGUCGAACAUACAGUCAAAUCGAUGAACGUGGGCCUGGUGACGGACGCCACGCUGCCGUAUUUGCUGGGGUAUUUUCGAGACCGCCAGAACCGGAACGUCAGGUGA